Messenger RNA from Erinaceus europaeus (western European hedgehog), 2841 nucleotides. RefSeq names its product kelch domain containing 7B (gene KLHDC7B). Lineage: Eukaryota; Metazoa; Chordata; Mammalia; Eulipotyphla; Erinaceidae. The record is from RefSeq and is a predicted model, not a curated record. The coding region runs from base 1 to 2841 and encodes 946 amino acids. Gene Ontology annotation, molecular function: protein binding. The transcript is spliced from 2 exons.
AUGAUCCAGGGCAUCUCAGAGCGUUUCUUUCCUGGCUGGGGCUGGGACGAGGAUGGGGAGGAAGACUGGGAAGGGCCAGUGCUGACCUUGCUGGCGCUGGCGGUGGUGGCUGCCACAGCACUGGCCCUGCACUGGUUUGGCUCUGGACAGGACCAGGAAGUGGCAGGGUCAGCAUCCACAGCCCCAGAGAUCCAGCCUGCAACGCUGCUGCCAAAGUCCACGGUCAGCGAUGGCAUCGAGGGACAAAGCUCAGGAGAGGAGAAGUCAGACCCAGCAAGAUGUGGUCAGGUUGCUGCAGGGGUUCAGGACCAGGAGCCCCCUGGGGUCGGAGGUCAGACUGCCACCGCGGCACCUUUACUCAAGACCCCUGGACAAACAGCCUUGGGACAGCAAUAUGGCAAUGCCACCUCAGAAGCCCCUCAAAGUAAAGGGGUACCUCUGAGGCCAGGCACUGCUCCAGGCGAGAGCAAAGAAGGGGGGACAUCAGCUCCUCUUGUGAUACACUUCACCCUGCGGAGUCCUGGCAGAGAAGUAGAUGUGCCCAAGGAGGCAGGAAGCAUCAGAGACAAGGCACCGACUCGCAAAGCCCGGGUCCACGCAGCAGGGCAGGACACCGGCUCCGGGCUGCACGGAGCUGGGGCUGCCGGCUCCCUGGAGAGAGGCCCCUCUCCUGCCCCGAGAGCAGCCCCGGUCCCUUCUGCUGCCCCCAAAGCAACUCCAGCCCCUUCUGCUGCUCCAGGUCCCUCUCCUGCCCCAAGUGCUGCCCCAGGCCCCUCUGCUGUCCCCACCAUUGCCCUAGCCCCAGCCCCUUUCUCAACUCCAGCCCCUGCCCCAACCCCAGGCCCAGCCUCCGCCCCAGAUGCAGCCCCCAUUCCAGACUCAGUCCAAGAUCCCAUCCCUGCCCCUACCCCAACCUUGGCCCCAGUGCCAUCCCCAUCUCCUACUACCCCCCGGACCCCAGCUAGUGGCUCCAGACCUGCAUCUCAAGGGCCGAGUGUGGCCCGCUGCAAGCAGGGGCAGAUCUCGACUAGUUGGGAAAACCUGAUUUCUAUGGUUCUUAGGAGCCAUCCCUUUCCCAGGCAAGAGAGGUUCUCAGGGAGGGUCCCCAGGGCAGCUCUAGGGACCUCUAACAUGCCCAGCUCCACACUGUCUGAUAACGGAGAACCUGCUUUGCCCCCUGACAGGGCUGUCUCCAGCCUGGCCACAGGGGCAGGCACAGGGGACCUGACUAACACUGCUUGUGAGCAUCAGCAGAGCAGCUCUGAGGUCAAGGGGGUUCCCACCUCAGGCCCACCCUCAGGCUCAGGAGGACAUGGGUCAACUGAGAAACGCGGGGAGUCUCCACUGCCCAGGACUGCAACGACCAGGCCCCUCUCCAGGCUUCCUGGGCAGCCUCAGCCUGGCUCCAUACCUGCCCGCUCGGCCACACAGGACGCUCCACCGGUCCCACGGCCCCGGAAACGCAGCCUGUGUGAGAUGGUGGACAGUGCUGAGCAAGCUGGCCCUGAGGCCCCCCACCCACAGCAAGGAGAGGCGCCAGGGGAUAGGGGCAGCCCUGUUGGUGGGGGGCUGCUCACAGAGAAGCAGAAGGAGGCCCGCAAGCUCAUGGUGUUUCUGCAGAGGCCUGGGAGCUGGGGUGUGGUAGAAGGACCCCGCAAGUCCAGCUCUCCAGCCCGGGGGCCAGCCUCAGCAGCAGCUCUGCAGAGACGGCUGGAUCUGGGCAGCUGCCUGGACGUGCUGGCCUUGGCGCAGCAGCACAGGGAGCCGGGCCUGGCCCAGGAGGCCUACGCCCUGAUGAGUGACAACCUCCUGCACGUGCUGGGUGACCCCGGCCUCUACCGGCAGCUGAGUGGAGCUGAGCGCCAGCGCAUCCUGAGCCUUCGGACCCGGGGCCAGGCGGUGCUGGGGGUCCUGGUGCUGCCUAGUCUCUACCAGGUGAGCCGCCCGGGAUUCCCGAGGGGUCCUCCUGGGGAGGAGGCUCCUGCUGCUGGCCCUGGCCCCCCGCCUCCUUGCUCCCCGCUCCAUGUGUUCAGCCCCCGAGAGAACAGCUGGAGGCAGCUGACCCAGGUGCCAGCGGAGGUCCCGCUCCGGGGAUGCGGCCUCUGCACCAUGCACAACUACCUUUUCCUGGCGGGAGGCAUCCGUGGCUCUGGCGCCCAGUCUGUCUGCUCCAAUGAGGUCUUCUGCUACAAUCCUCUGACCAACAUCUGGAGCCAGGUGAGGCCCAUGCAGCAGGCACGGGCCCAGCUCAAGCUGGUGGCUGUGGAGGGGCUGCUGUAUGCCAUCGGGGGUGAGUGUCUAUACAGCAUGGAAUGCUACGACCCUCGCACGGACACCUGGACCUCUCGGGCGCCCCUUCCAGCAGGCACCUUCCCUGUGGCCCAUGAGGCCGUGGCCUGCCGGGGGGACAUCUAUGUCACCGGGGGUCACCUGUUCUACCGCUUACUCAGGUAUAGCCCCGAGAAGGAUGCCUGGGCUGAGUGUCCCUACAGUGCCAGCCACCGGAGGUCCAGCGAUAUGGUGGCGCUGGGUGGUUUCCUAUACCGAUUUGACCUGCUCCGGGGCGUGGGUGCUGCAGUGAUGCGCUACAACACGGUGACAGGCUCCUGGAGCCGAGCCGCCUCCCUGCCUCUGCCCGACCCCACUCCGCUGCGCUGCGCAGUGCUGGGCAACACCAUCUACUGCCUCAACCACCAGGUCACGGCCACUUUCACCGUCUCAGAGGGGACUGCUCAGUUCCAGGCCAAGGAGCUGCAGCCCUUCCCUCUGGGGAGCAAGGGAGUCCUUUGUCCAUUCGUCCUGACCCUGCCCAGUGCAGAACCGAUGCAGACUGCCCUCUGA